Molecule: messenger RNA, 2966 nt
Organism: Macaca mulatta (Rhesus monkey)
Lineage: Eukaryota; Metazoa; Chordata; Mammalia; Primates; Cercopithecidae
Gene: ARFGAP2
Product: ADP ribosylation factor GTPase activating protein 2
Biological process (GO): COPI coating of Golgi vesicle
Molecular function (GO): GTPase activator activity
Source: RefSeq, a predicted model, not a curated record
CGGCCGCGGCUGACGUCACCGUCCCCGUCCUGCCGGCUGCCCAUUGGUCCAGAUCGGGCCCCAAUCACCCCACUCCUCGGCUGGCCCGGGCACAGCUAAGGCUGACCUGGUGAGCCCGCCCUCCCCGCCGUGGAUUGGCCCGCGGCGGGACCCGUCUGUCGCGGUUGUGUCUGGGAAGGAGAGAAAAUGGCGGCGGAGCCGAACAAGACCGAAAUCCAGACUCUUUUUAAGAGGCUUCGCGCAGUUCCAACCAACAAGGCCUGUUUCGACUGCGGCGCCAAGAAUCCGAGUUGGGCCAGCAUCACGUAUGGUGUUUUCUUGUGCAUUGACUGUUCCGGGGUGCACCGCUCCCUGGGCGUCCAUCUGAGCUUCAUCAGGUCCACAGAGUUGGAUUCCAACUGGAACUGGUUCCAGCUGAGGUGUAUGCAGGUCGGCGGGAAUGCCAAUGCGACGGCUUUUUUCCGCCAACAUGGAUGCACAGCCAAUGAUGCCAACACCAAAUACAAUAGCCGAGCUGCCCAGAUGUACCGGGAGAAGAUCCGGCAGCUGGGGAGUGCGGCCCUGGCUAGGCACGGCACUGAUCUUUGGAUAGACAACAUAAGUAGUGCCGUUCCUAAUCACUCCCCGGAGAAGAAGGACUCUGAUUUCUUCACAGAACACACUCAACCUCCUGCCUGGGAUGCGCCAGCCACUGAGCCUUCAGGGACUCAACAGCCAGCCCCGUCUGCAGAGAGCAGUGGCCUGGCACAGCCGGAGCAUGGUCCCAACACAGACCUGCUUGGCACCUCACCCAAAGCCUCACUGGAGUCCAUGUAUCUGUCAGCUAAAGGGGCCCUUCCUGCCAGAGAACUGAAAAGCUCCAUCAUUGGCAAGAAGAAGCCAGCAGCAGCUAAGAAAGGGCUGGGUGCCAAGAAAGGCCUCGGGGCCCAGAAGGUGAGCAGCCAGAGCUUCAGUGAGAUUGAGCGGCAGGCCCAGGUAGCAGAGAAGCUCCGUGAGCAGCAGGCAGCCGAUGCCAAGAAGCAGGCGGAGGAGUCCAUGGUCGCCUCCAUGCGUCUGGCCUACCAGGAGCUCCAGAUUGAUCGUAAGAAAGAGGAGAAGAAGCUACAGAAUCUGGAAGGGAAGAAGCGAGAGCAGGCAGAGAGGUUGGGCAUGGGCUUGGUAUCCCGAAGCUCUGUCUCCCACUCCGUGCUGUCUGAGAUGCAGGUGAUCGAGCAGGAAACCCCAGUGAGUGCAAAAUCUUCUCGCUCUCAGCUGGACUUGUUUGACGAUGUUGGUACUUUCGCCUCUGGACCCCCAAAGUACAAGGACAACCCCUUUUCCUUAGGGGAAAGCUUUGGUUCCCGCUGGGAUACAGAUGCUGCCUGGGGUAUGGACAGGGUAGAGGAGAGGGAGCCAGAAGUGGCCAUCUCAAGCAUCCGGCCUGUUUCAGAAAGGGCCACAAACCGGAGGGAAGUGGAGAGCCGGAGCUCAGGCCUCGAGUCUAGUGAGGCACGUCAGAAAUUCGCAGGAGCCAAAGCCAUCUCAUCUGACAUGUUCUUUGGGCGGGAGAUGGAUGCGGAGUAUGAGGCCAGGUCUCGGCUGCAGCAGCUCUCAGGCAGCAAUGCCAUCAGCUCUUCAGACCUCUUUGGGGACAUGGAUGGAGCUCACGGAGCAGGAAGUGUAUCUCUGGGGAACGUGCUGCCUACAGCGGACAUUGCCCAGUUUAAGCAGGGUGUCAAGUCUGUGGCCGGGAAAAUGGCUGUGCUGGCCAAUGGUGUGAUGAAUUCCUUGCAGGAUCGCUACGGUUCCUACUGAUCCAAGCUCUGUGACUCAGGCUUACGGUGGUGACUGCAACAAGAACUCCACAGUUCCCAGGCUGGGGAUGCUUUGCCUUGUGGAAGCUGGGGAGGAUUUGUUACUUUGUAUGUGUGGUGUGUGUGUGGAGUGGUCUUCGAGGCGCUCACUCAUGUGAGGGGAAUGGUCAGUACCAGCCUUUGUCCUCUGCCUGUGGACUGAGCCCUUUAUUCCCUCUCACACCACCCUCCGUGUGUUAGACUCUUGUCCUUCUGUCCUGCCCCCACAGCUGCUGCUCACUUGUCCUGCCACACUGGGAGAGGGGGUUCCCCCAGGAUGGCUUAUUCUGGGUCCAGCCUUUCCUCAAGUAGGGAAAGUGGAAGGUAGAAGGCUUUUUUUUGCUGGCUCUAGGGUUCUUCUAGUUCGAGGGCUUGGGUCUCCAUCCUCUGGAACCAUGGGGAGGCCUGGAAGGAGUUCACUGUAGACCCGUGCCCUGGGGAAAGAGGCUGCGGACUUGCUGCUGCUGCUGCCAGUGGCCUCUUCUGGGUGCCAGGAGAGGGCGAAGGAGGGAAAGGCCCUUUUGGGCAUUACCAAGGACAGGAAACUACCUGGUACCUAAAGGUUUCAUUCAGGAUCAGACGGGAGACCCACGGGUUCUCCGUCUCGCCACCCUUUGUACAGUAAGCACGUGGAAGAUUGUCUCAGGCCUCUGUGCCGUCUCUGUGGACCGCAGGACCUUCUGCCACAUUCUCUGUCCCUUCAUCCCCUGGUUGGUGGCCAUGGAGGGUCUUGUCUGCUGUGGUUUGACUCUGGAGGCUGUGAGCUUGAUGCUGGCCAGGGAAGCAGAGGAUGUGAGGGGCAGAGGCAGGCUCUUGGGGCUGAGCUCCUUCCUCUGCAUCAUUCUGGGCUUGGGGGCCUGGACAGCACCCGCCAGUGAGAGCUGCGGGCCUCACCCUCUGGCAUCUGAGCCAAGCACUGUGUCAUUCUUGGUGCCAUCUUCCCCGCCGCACCGGCAGUCUCAGCCCAGCCCCUACCUUUGGGUUGUAGGUUGGGCUCCCAAGCAACACAGACCACUCUUCCCCUUGCCCCUCCCCCAGAGGGACAUGACUUUCUUUCUGGACUGUUUGUAUUGAAACAAAGUGGUGUCAAAAUAAAGCCCCCGCAGGGCCUUGCUCCCUGUUGGUCUGAGUGAA